This is a messenger RNA of Plasmodium berghei ANKA, 1479 nucleotides long. RefSeq names its product conserved Plasmodium protein, unknown function. The record is from RefSeq and is a predicted model, not a curated record. The coding region runs from base 1 to 1479 and encodes 492 amino acids. Lineage: Eukaryota; Apicomplexa; Aconoidasida; Haemosporida; Plasmodiidae. The transcript has a single exon.
AUGAAUUUUUACCUUAAUGUAUUUGAAGAAAUAGAAAAUAUACUAGAAAAAUGUAAUCAUGAUACCUACUUAAAAAUAUGUAACACCAUAGAAUAUAUUAAAAAAAAUUACAAAGGUGAAAUUGAUGAGCUAGCGAUACCCAAUAAAAAGUUUUCAAAAAAAAAAAAAAAUAAUAACAUCAAUGAUAUUAACAACCUGAACAGCAAGGUAAAUAACAUCACCAUUGAAAAUGACAAUCAUAAUAAAACGAAAAAGGGAAAGAAAUUGGGAAAAAUAGAAUGUGUUAACAGUAUAAGAAAUUACUUCAAAGUAGUGAAACAUGAACUAAGCCAUUUAGAUGGGUCAGAUACAAUUGCAAAUACAGUUAUCGGUGACAAUAACAAUAAAACGGUAUCCCCAAUAAAUAUUUUUUUCCUUUAUGGGAAUUUUAACAUUAUAAUAAUUAUUUAUUACAUACUAUAUAAAUUAAACCUUUUUAAUGAUAACCUAUUUAUAAAUGAUAAAAACAGAACUAGUUACGCUAGCAAUAAUAAUAAUACCAUAAAUAUUAUUAAUAAUUGCAAUAAUCCCGAUUUUUCCAUUUUUAACAACAAAAAUAUAUCCCAUAUAAUUUGCCUACAAUUAAAAGACAAUUUUUUAGACAAUAUUAAUGAUAUAUUGAAAGAUAUAUUAACAACUCCGAAAUUAAAUUCUUUUAAAAUUUUUAUUUUUGAAGCUUUUCAUUUUUUACCUGUACAGUUCAGAAAAAUAUUUAUAAAUAAAGUUAUCAAAAGUAAAAAUUUAAUAUUUAUUCAUAGCAAUAGUUAUUUAAAUGAUUCUUUUAUAAGCAAUUGUUUGUAUAUUAGGAUUCCUAAGCCCAAUCGAGAUUUAUUUAAUAGCCACAUUUUAAGUGUUAUGCAAAAAAAAUAUAAAAUUGAUUUUUACACAAAUAAGACAAAAAAUAAUCAUAUUCAAAAUGAAAAUAUUCAAGAUUUAAAACAAUAUACCGAAAAUGUUAUAAAUAGCUGUAAUUAUGAUCUUCCACUAAUAUUGGUAAUAAUUUAUUUAAUACAACUUAAUAAUUUUCCUGAUAUAAAUAAAAUUAUUAAAUUAAUUAUAAAUUCAAACAUUAAAAAAUUAAUAAAUGCUAUACAUAAGUGUAUUAUGAACACACAUUCGUUUAUAUCAAUCAGAAAUAUUUUAUAUUCGAUUCUUUUAACCUAUAACUUUGACAUACAUAAUUUUUUAAAUAUUUUUUGUAACCAAUUAAUUUCAUUUCAUAAAUAUAAUGACAAUUAUAAAAAAGAAUUAUAUUCUUUAUUUUCUGAAUAUUCGUAUUAUUGUGCAAUGCAUGACAAUCAUAUUUGUACAUUGGAAAAUCUAGUUUUGAAAAUUAUUAUAAUCGAGAAAAAAUAUGUCGAUACAACACACAAUCAUUGUGUUGCUAUGACUGAUGAAACGGAAGCAAUUAAUACUAUCCGUAAUUCUGGAACCAUUUAA